AUGAUUGCCACUUGUUGCACCUCCUCCAGUGGCGAACCUAUCGAAAACCCAAUCCGUCGUCACCGUCGAAGGAGGAAUCAACUCUACGUUCUGAAACAUAACCGUUUUCUCGUUAACCGGAAGAGAAUCUUGGAGAAACAUGGAAGUGACGAGUCUUUGUUGCUGAAGCUUCUGGUGCAAAUCUUGGUUAAAAGAACUCAAAGACUCGAUAGAAGACGAGGCAAGGUUGAA
Arabidopsis thaliana (thale cress) is the source of this 231-nucleotide messenger RNA. RefSeq lists its product as uncharacterized. The transcript has a single exon. The annotation marks the transcript as partial. Lineage: Eukaryota; Viridiplantae; Streptophyta; Magnoliopsida; Brassicales; Brassicaceae. The record is from RefSeq and is marked reviewed.